CUGAAAAAUUAAUUUUUAGAUUGAAGUUUUUUCUCUUCAACCAGAACAUAAUUUACUAUAUUUAAAAUGGCUGACGGUGUUUUUCAAGGUGCUAUCGGUAUCGAUUUAGGUACCACCUACUCUUGUGUUGCUACUUACGACUCUGCUGUCGAAAUCAUUGCCAACGAACAAGGUAACCGUGUUACUCCUUCUUUUGUCGCCUUCACUGCCGAAGAAAGAUUAAUUGGUGAUGCUGCUAAGAACCAAGCUGCUUUGAACCCAAAGAACACUGUUUUCGAUGCCAAGCGUUUGAUUGGUCGUGGUUUCGAAGAUGAAACCGUCCAAAAGGAUAUCAAGUCCUGGCCAUUCAAGGUUGUCGACUCUAACGGUAACCCACAAAUUGAAGUUGAAUACUUGGAAGAAACCAAGUCUUUCUCUCCUCAAGAAAUCUCCUCCAUGGUCUUGACCAAGAUGAAGGAAAUUGCUGAAGCCAAGAUUGGUAAGAAGGUCGAAAAGGCUGUUGUUACCGUCCCAGCUUACUUUAACGACGCUCAACGUCAAGCUACCAAGGAUGCUGGUUCUAUUGCCGGUUUGAACGUUUUACGUAUCAUUAACGAACCAACCGCCGCUGCUAUUGCUUACGGUUUGGGUGCUGGUAAGUCCGACAAGGAAAGAUCCGUCCUUAUCUUCGAUUUGGGUGGUGGUACUUUCGAUGUCUCCCUCUUAAACAUCACUGGUGGUGUCUUCACUGUUAAGGCCACCGCUGGUGACACCCACUUGGGUGGUCAAGAUUUCGACACCAACUUGCUCGAAUUCUUCAAGGCUGACUUCCAAAAGAAGACCGGUUUGGACAUCUCCUCUGACGCUAGAGCUUUGAGAAGAUUGAGAACUGCCUGUGAACGUGCUAAGAGAACUUUGUCCUCUGUCACUCAAACCACUGUUGAAGUUGACUCUUUGUUCGAAGGUGAAGACUUCUCUGCUAACCUUACCAGAGCUAGAUUCGAAGACAUUAACUCCGCUUUGUUCAAGUCUACUUUGGAACCAGUUGAAAAGGUUUUGAAGGACUCUGGUGUCUCCAAGUCCUCUGUUGACGAAGUUGUCCUUGUUGGUGGUUCUACCAGAAUUCCAAAGGUCCAAAAGUUGUUGUCUGACUUCUUUGACGGUAAGCAAUUGGAAAAGUCCAUCAACCCUGAUGAAGCUGUUGCUUACGGUGCCGCCGUCCAAGGUGCUAUCUUGACCGGUCAAUCCACUUCUGAAGAAACCAAGGACUUGUUGUUGUUGGAUGUCAUUCCAUUGUCUCUCGGUGUCGCUAUGCAAGGUAACGUCUUUGCUCCAGUUGUCCCAAGAAACACCACUGUCCCAACCAUCAAGAAGAGAACUUUCACCACUGUUGCUGACCACCAAACCACCGUUCAAUUCCCAGUCUACCAAGGUGAACGUGUCAACUGUACCGAAAACACCUUGUUGGGUGAAUUCGACUUGAAGAACAUCCCACCAAUGCAAGCUGGUGAACCAGUCUUGGAAGCUAUCUUCGAAGUUGAUGCUAACGGUAUCUUGAAGGUUACCGCCGUUGAAAAGUCCACCGGCCGUACCGCCAACAUCACCAUCUCCAACUCUAUCGGUAAGUUGUCUUCUGACGAAAUCGAAAAGAUGAUUGAAGACGCUGAAAAGUUCAAGUCCUCUGACGAUGCUUUCGCCAAGAGACACGAACAAAAGCAAAAGUUGGAAGCUUACGUUUCCUCUGUUGAAUCCACUGUCACUGACCCAGUCUUGUCUGCCAAGUUGAAGAGAUCUGCUAAGGACAAGAUCGAAGCUGCUCUCUCUGACGCUUUGGCUACUUUGGAAGUUGAAGAAUCUUCUGCUGAUGACUACAGAAAGGCUGAAUUGGCCUUGAAGCGUGCCGUCACCAAGGGUAUGGCCACCCGUUAAGAUUUUAGGUAAUCAUAAUUUUGUAUAAAUCAUUUUGUUUAUUAUUCUUUUGGGUCAAUAAAUACGCACUUAGUAAUUCAUAUUGUAGAUAUAAUAAAGUUAGGAUACAAGAGA
Molecule: messenger RNA, 2022 nt
Organism: [Candida] anglica
Lineage: Eukaryota; Fungi; Ascomycota; Pichiomycetes; Serinales; Debaryomycetaceae
Source: the annotation of a GenBank genome assembly